AUGAAUAAUUUUAUUGAAUGCAAGGAACAUUAUACGGAAUGGCUUAAACAGUUGCAGACGACAACGGCAGACGACAACAGAUCUGUGCGCUCUAGUGCCAGUUCUGUACGGUCGGCACGUUCAAUGUUACAAAGUGCUAGAGCUAAGAGGCUUGUUGCAGAACAUCGUUUAAAAACUUUAAGAGAAAAACAGAAUUUAGAACAUAAACAAAAGGAACUUGAGAACCAACGCGAACUGUUAGAACAGGAGAGCGAGUUGGAAGAGGCUAAAAUCGAGGAGUCAGUAUUUACGGACGUUCUGAUUGAAACUUCCGGAAAUGCGCUUGCUACUGAACAGACGCAUAUAAUGAGCGGAUGUGACGCGAAUAUUCCGACUUCCGGCGGCGCAACGGAAUCAAAUGAGAAUAUCUUGGAUGGCGAAAACUCUACUUCCGGUUCAGGUGUUGAUCCGAUUGUUAUGGCGACGGUUCAAGGAAAUUCUUCCAGAGUAAAUGGUAAGACGGGCAUUCCUAUACAAUCAGGUUCCAGUCACAGCAAUGGUUCAGAGUUUGAGAGACUGGCAUCCAUUUUACAAGAAGGGUUUAACUUACCUAAGCCUGAGUUACUAACAUUUAAUGGUUCGGUAAUAGAUUAUACAAAGUUUAUAAAGAAUUUCGAGACAUAUGUGGAGUCAAAAGUAAGUGACAAUAGACUUAAAUUGAGUUACUUGAUACAAUAUUGUUCUGGUGAGGCUAAAUCCUGUAUUGAGGAUUGUGUAUUGUUAAGUUCUGAUGAUGGAUACAAACGAGCUAAAGAAAUUUUACAAUCUCGUUAUGGUGACGCACUGUCUAUGUUAGCGUUAGAUAUGCAAAGAUGUCAAAUGACUCUAUCCCAAAUAGGUUUUGUCUCUGAUAUAGAUAACUCAGAAAAUUUGAGGCGACUUGUCCGUCGUCUGCCUAUGCAUUUGAGAACCAAAUGGGCUGAUAUCGCUCACUCCAUCUAUGAGUCUGGGAGAGAACCAAGUUUCUCUGAUUUGACAAGGUUCAUUGACGAGAGGUCACGUGUGGCUAGUUCAGUGUAUGGUAUUGAUAUUGUUAAAGAAAAUGUGCAGUAUAAAGGUACUAAGCAGCCACAUAUUCUGCCUGGAAAUGUUGUAAAAGAUAGAGUGACUACUUUGUCCACAUGUACUGAAAAUGAAAAGCCAAAGUUCGAAAGAAAAUGUUCUGGUUGUUUUGGUUCAUGUAUAGACAUAGCAUCAUGUCAUAAGUUUAUAAAUAUGUCUUUAUUGGAUAGAAAGAAACAUGUUCUGAGGUAUAAACUGUGUUUUAAUUGCCUUAAACGCAAUCAUAUGUCUAGCAAAUGUAGGAAACAGAAAUUAUGUACUGUAUCUGGUUGUACAAAGAAACAUCAUACAUUGUUACAAAUCUGGGUUCCAGUAAGUAAUGAAACGCCUGUUACGCAACAAUCAGUAAAUUGCGCAGCCACAAAUGGCUCCUUUCUUAAAACAUGUCUGGGGAUUAUACCAGUGUCUGUUAAGGGUGGGGAUGGUAACUUCUGUCAUACCUACGCCCUGCUCGAUGAUGGUGCUGACAAGACUCUGUGUGAUGAAAGACUAAUCCGGAAGUUGAAUGUACCUAGCAAACCCGUCACAUUCAAGAUAUCGACUGUCAACUCCGCUGAUAGUACUACACAGGGACAGGAAGUUGAUUUAACCGUGAGUCCUAUUCCCGGCGACGAUGAAGUUAAGCUCAACAAUGUUUGGACGAUGAAGCAGUUGCCUAUAUCAAAGCGUUCUGCUGCCACCGCUAGCGAUAUUCGACAUAUACCCUACUUGUCGGACAUAAAGAUUCCAGUGGUUAACAUCAAUGAAGUCAUGUUACUAAUUGGUACGGAUACACCGGAAGCCCAUAUUCCAUUGGAGGUGCGCACCUGA
Messenger RNA from Mercenaria mercenaria, 1911 nucleotides. RefSeq lists its product as uncharacterized. The record is from RefSeq and is a predicted model, not a curated record. Lineage: Eukaryota; Metazoa; Mollusca; Bivalvia; Venerida; Veneridae. The transcript has a single exon. Bases 1 to 1911 code for a protein of 636 amino acids.